Lucilia sericata (common green bottle fly) is the source of this 635-nucleotide messenger RNA. Its product is annotated as general odorant-binding protein 68-like. The transcript has 4 exons. Bases 17 to 559 code for a protein of 180 amino acids. The record is from RefSeq and is a predicted model, not a curated record. Lineage: Eukaryota; Metazoa; Arthropoda; Insecta; Diptera; Calliphoridae.
CUAGUAGACCUCUAAAAUGACUACUGCAAAACGAUAUAUCAUUGGUGUUUUGAUAAUAUUGGUUAAGCUUACAGCAAUAGACGCUGAGGUGGAUUGUAGUCAGGAUCCACCUCCUAUGAAUUUCAAUUAUUGCUGUGAAUUAUCAAAUGUUUUAUCGCAUGAACUCAAAAAUAAAUGUAUUGAAUUAGAAUAUGGAGAUAACAAUAAUCCUUCACAUAAAUCUUGUUUCCUCUCGUGCGUUAUUAACCAGACUGGCAUUUUAGUUAAUGAUGAGUUACAGCUGGACAAUUUGGAUACCUAUUUAUAUGAAGCUUUUGUUGAUUCCGAAAAGGUGGGGUUCUUAAGAAACAAAUUUAUACAAUGCCACGAACAACUUAGUGUAUUGUUAUUAAAUAUAUCCGAUGCUAGUGAUGAUUCGAACGAUUGUGAACCCAAACACUUUGCCUUAUUGUUGGGAUGUGUUAAUGUACAAGCCUUCAUAGACUGUCCGGAUUCAUCUUGGUUAAAUAUCGAUAAUUGCAAUGUUUCACGUGAUUAUGUUAAACAAUGUCAGACAUAAGAAAAUUUUGAGAAUUUGUUAUGAAUGUAAUUGAAAAGAAUUAAAUGAAAAAAAAAACUAUUUUAAAAAAUAAAUU